AGGAAGAACAGCAGCACUCAAGUCUCAACCCCCUUUUUCCGAUUCUUCUGUAUCACCGACAUACUGGAUUGCUGCUGGGUAUCGAAUCGAAUCCCUUAUUUCUAGUGCAUUUCAAAAGCUUUGAACCCGUUUGAUGAAUUGUCUCAAAGAAAGAACCGAUUGCUGUGGAUAUUCAUCAGUUUUGGAGAGACCCGAUUUGUUGCAGAAAGAAAGAUGGAUGUUAGAUUGGCCAACACUCGGCGCUUGACACUGAAUGAGAAGAAUUUCAUCAAAACAGCUUUGCUUUCUGAAAUAAGAACAGAUGGUCGUAAACCCUUUGAAUUUCGUAAUAUCAUCAUCAACUUUGACAGAGAAGAUGGAUAUGCAGAGGUGCAGCUUGGCCAGACUCGUGUCAUGGGCAUUGUGACAGCUAAAUUUGUUCAGCCUUAUCAAGAUAGGCCUAAUGAAGGAACUCUUUCAAUCUACACAGAAUUUUCGCCAAUGGCUGAUCCCUCAUUUGAGGCAGGCCGUCCCGGAGAAUCUUCUGUUGAGUUGGGACGUAUAAUAGAUCGUGGUCUAAGGGAAAGUAGGGCUGUAGAUACUGAAUCACUUUGUAUUGUUGCUGGCAAGUUAGUAUGGGCCAUCCGCAUUGAUAUCCACAUCCUAGAUAAUGGGGGUAACCUAGUCGAUGCAGCUAAUAUGGCUGCUUUGGCUGCUCUUAUGACCUUUCGGAGACCUGAAUGCUCACUAGGAGGAGAAGAUGAUCAAGAAGUAAUAAUACAUCCACCUGAGGAUUUCACAGCCUUGGGAAGUGAAUUUCACCAAAUCAUAAAAGCAGUAACUAAAAUGAGAGACCCAGUUCCUUUGAUAGUACAUCAUCUUCCUAUAGCAGUUACUUUUGGAUUCUUUGAUGAGAGUGUCGUGGUGAUAGAUCCCACCCACAAUGAGGAGGCUGUUAUGGCUGGAAGAAUGAUUGCUACUGUUAAUGCAAAUGGUGAUAUUUGUGCGAUUCAAAAGGCUGGAGGAGAAGGUGUCAGUCAGAGAGUUAUCAUGCAAUGUUUGCAACUUGCUGCAACAAAAGCUGCAGAUAUAACAAAACAGAUAAAAGCAGCAGUUGAAGCAUACAACAAAGAAAGAGCUCUACAAAUGAUCAAGCGUGAACAUACUUGUGUUGAUACUAAUGUAAAAGAGGGCGAAGACCAAACUCUUGAUAAUAAGGGCAUUAGUGAGUUGGUGGGUAAAUAUAUGGAGAGGUUAAAACUCAUAUCAGGGGAAAGCUAUCCAAGUCAAAAUAUUAAUGGUGAGAUUGAAACCAAAUCAUUGAAAAGAGGGACAGACAUCCAUGGUAUCAAAUUUAGCAGCACUCCCCUGAGUUGGGAUCCCUACUCGAAGGGUGUUGAUCCUGAAUUUCUGAAAGCUUCAGUUGCCUUACAGGGUUUUUCAACUCAGAAUAAGAAAAAGGAAUCGAGCUACGAAGAAAAGCCAAGUGAAGCUGAAAGACCGGAGUCAUACGAAGAUGUUAAUCCAAACUCGUCAGCUGUCGACGCAUCUAGAAUCGAAAUGCAGAUGAUAGGGCCGAAAACACUGAAAGAUGCUGUAAAACCUAAGAACAAGAGGAAAAAGAAAGGAUCCUCGAUGAUUUAAACUUCAUAUUUUGUUACGUUUUUAGGUUUACUUGUUACACGUA
Hibiscus syriacus is the source of this 1666-nucleotide messenger RNA. Its product is annotated as exosome complex component RRP45A-like. Gene Ontology annotation, cellular component: nuclear exosome (RNase complex); cytoplasmic exosome (RNase complex). The transcript has 10 exons. Gene Ontology annotation, biological process: nuclear mRNA surveillance; nuclear polyadenylation-dependent rRNA catabolic process; TRAMP-dependent tRNA surveillance pathway. The record is from RefSeq and is a predicted model, not a curated record. Bases 214 to 1623 code for a protein of 469 amino acids. NCBI's taxonomy places the organism in Eukaryota, Viridiplantae, Streptophyta, Magnoliopsida, Malvales, Malvaceae.